Ylistrum balloti is the source of this 1191-nucleotide messenger RNA. RefSeq names its product synaptotagmin-6-like. Gene Ontology annotation, biological process: regulation of calcium ion-dependent exocytosis; cellular response to calcium ion; regulation of dopamine secretion. Bases 1 to 1191 code for a protein of 396 amino acids. Gene Ontology annotation, molecular function: calcium-dependent phospholipid binding; calcium ion binding; clathrin binding. Lineage: Eukaryota; Metazoa; Mollusca; Bivalvia; Pectinida; Pectinidae. Gene Ontology annotation, cellular component: membrane. The record is from RefSeq and is a predicted model, not a curated record. The transcript is spliced from 5 exons.
AUGGGGUCAAGCCCCAGUUCACCUGUUAGAGACGUCACGGAGAAAUUUUGGGUGCCACCGGCGGUGAUUGAGAGGAAGCGGGCUCAGAGCUUGGUGCCUGCCCUCUCUCACCAUGACAGUGAUGACGAUCCUAGUUCUGGUCCUGUCACUCCUGGAUCACUGUCUGGCCUUCGUGAGAUGACCUUUACUUUCUCUAAUGAGCGGGUUGGCAUAGUAACAGGAUCAGAUGGGUUGCCUCCCUUGCCUUCACAGCGCCCUAGGAGGGCCUCCAUGCAGGAUGCUAUUGACCUGCGCAAAAUUGACACCAAGCUUUAUGACAGAAAGCAUACAUUACAACGCCAGCACUCAUUGCCCCUGAGUCGAGAAGAAGAAAACCUUGGAUCAGUCAACUUCAGCCUUACGUAUAAUAAAGAGACACAUCUCCUUACAGUCAACAUUAUCCAGGCUUCUGAUCUGACCCCUCGUGACCUCUGUGGUAACCUUGACCCUUACUGUAAAGUGUCUCUCCUACCCUCUCAUCGAAGCCAGCUCCAGACCAAGGUCCACAAUAAGACUGUAAACCCUAAAUUUGAUGAGGAGUUUAUCUUUGAUGUUUCACCUCAUAAGCUGCCUUUCUGCUCCCUUGAGAUUCUGCUGCUGGACUAUGAUCAGUUUUCACGACACGAGAGUAUCGGCCAGGUCAAACUUCUCCUCGACUGUGUUGAUCUGCAGGAGCCAGCCUUCCUAUGGAAAGGCAUUUCGCCAGUAGAAAGGUCUAAAAGUAAAGACCAGAAGGAUUAUGGUGAUCUCAUGUUCUCCAUGACAUUCUUGUCUAGUGCGGAGCGUCUGACAGUCGUGGUUACCAAGGCCAGGAACCUCCGCCAUCUUGAGGAAGGGAAACUUUUGGAUACUUAUGUGAAGGUGUCCAUACUCCACAAGGGUAAACGAGUGAAAAAAAAGAAGACAUCUGUAGUCCACCAAUCUCAGAACCCAACAUGGAAUGAAGCUCUGGUGUUUAGUGUGAGUCGCGAAACACUGCGCCAUCUUUCCAUGGAAAUACUUGUGUGCCAUGAAAACAAGCUCGGAAAUGACAAUCUUAUCGGGCGUAUUAAGAUUGGAAAUGAUUCAGAGGGAGAUGAGCGGGUCCACUGGAAUGAUUUGAUAUCAUGUAAGAGCGCGACAGCUCGCUGGCACCCGUUAGCUCCACUCUGA